UGAGCGCGCACGCCGUCUCGUCAGCAGCGCUGGGCCUCGCGUGGACCAUAGUUUAAAGGUGGACCUAUCAUCCAAAAAUUGUGCAAAACGAGCUACAGACCCGCUCGCGGGUGGCGAAGAAGAACCCGCGAGGCUUCUCCGACGUCCUUGCACCUCCGUCUUUGUGAGAAAACCCAGAGAGCUGCAGCAGGUGCACGGCUCUCGAGACAUCAGACAUGCCGGUUGCAUCACCCAGCUCCGACUCAGCAAUGCACAGCGUCCUGGACACCCUGAGUGACAGCACGAGCUCCACCACGGCAAACGACCUCGACCUGAUCUUCCUGAAGGGCAUCAUGGAGAGUCCUAUGGCACACGAGCGGUAUGAAGAGCCGAAGCUGGAGGCAGUGAGGGACAAUAACGUGGAGCUGGUGCAGGACAUCCUGCGAGACCUCACCCCCCACACCCCGCACAGCCAGAUGGCCCUCGAGCUAGCCCGCAUCCUCCGCGAGCCGCACUUCCAGUCACUUUUGGAAACACACGACUCAGUGGCCUCCAAAAGCUACGAAACUCCACCCCCCAGCCCGUGCGCCUUCAUGGACCCCGCCCUCAACAACCAGCCGGUUCCCCCGGACGCCGUUAGGAUGGUGGGCAUACGCAAAGUCUCAGGAGAACACCUGGGCGUGACUUUCCGCGUGGAGGGGGGCGAGCUUGUGAUCGCACGCAUCCUGCACGGUGGCAUGAUCGACCAGCAAGGGCUGUUGCACGUGGGCGACGUGAUCAAGGAAGUGAACGGCACAGCUGUGGGCAGCGAGCCCAAAGUCCUGCAGGACAUGCUGAAGGACGCCAGCGGCAGCGUGGUGCUGAAGAUACUGCCCAGCUACCAGGAACCACACACACCACGGCAGGCAUUUGUGAAGUGUCACUUUGACUACGACCCCAUGCAUGAUAACCUGAUUCCCUGUAAGGAGGCCGGACUUGGGUUCAGCAGUGGAGACAUCCUGCAGAUCUUCAACCAGGAGGACCCCAACUGGUGGCAGGCGUGCCGUCUGGAGGGGGGCAGUGCAGGACUCAUCCCCAGCCAGCUCCUGGAGGAGAAGAGGAAAGCCUUCGUGAAGAGAGACCUGGAGCUCACUGCAACAGGUUCUCUGUGUGCAGGCAUGGGGGGGAAGAGGAAGAAGAAAAUGAUGUACCUGACCACGAAGAACGCAGAGUUCGAUAGGCAUGAGCUGCGGAUCUACGAGGAGGUGGCCAAGGUGCCUCCUUUCCGGAGGAAGACGCUGGUCCUGAUCGGAGCUCAGGGCGUCGGCCGUCGCAGUCUGAAGAACAAGCUGCUGGUGUCAGAGCCGCACCGCUACGGAACGACCACACCCUACACGUCCCGCAAGCCUAAAGUGAAUGAGAAGGAGGGUCAGAUGUACCUCUUCAUGUCCCGCGGUGAAAUGGAGGCAGACAUCCGAAGCGGCCGCUACCUGGAGCACGGCGAGUACGACGGCAACCUGUACGGAACCAAGAUCAACUCCAUCCACGAGGUGGUGGACUCCGGAAAGAUCUGCAUCCUGGACGUCAACCCACAGGCUCUCAAAGUCCUACGCACUUCUGAGUUCCUCCCGUUCGUCGUGUUCAUCGAAGCACCUGAUUUUGAAGUACUCAAGGACAUGAACAGGUCUGCCAUCGAGGCCGGUGUCAUCACCAAACAGCUCACGGACUCUGAGCUUAAGAGGACGGUGGAUGAGAGUGAGAGGAUUAAGGGGGCGUACGGCCACUACUUUGACCUCACCAUUGUUAACGACAACCUGGACGGCGCCUACCGAAGGCUGAAGGUGGCGCUAGAGAGACUGACCCUCGAUCACCAGUGGGUCCCCGUGAGCUGGGUUUUCUGAGCCCCGCUCGGUUAAGCGGACGAGAUCCAAGGAGGCGUUGAGUGUCAGAGACUUUCAGUGGAAGUAGGGGGUCUUCGUAAGAAACGCAUGGCAUGACCAUGCGGAGCCCAGCUGGUUUUAAAGAUAGCAGAGCAGCGAACAGUUGAAAGAUGCCCGCAGAUGCCCUGCAGGGGCCAGUGCAUCACUGAGGCCUUCAUCAUCGUUAAUGCAACCAUCGGUCAUCAUCGUGAACGCAAGCAUCGUGAGGGCGACGGCAGGUAGUUCAGGGGGACUGUCCAUCCGAUUUGAUCCGGGCACCUCAUGUAGGUUGCUGCAUAGAACCAGAUGAAAUGUCAUUAAAAAAUAACAUUUAAUACCUUACAAAGAAGAGAAAAUGAAAUAUACGUCAGUGUUUUUAUGAAGGUACAGUACAUGUGAGUAGUCAGAACUGUAUAUUUGUACAGAUGCUGUGAUCUGGAAUACUUGUUUUAGCACUCCAAAGUUGUGGUUUUCAUUUCAAACGGCAGUUAUUUAUGGGAUUCGUGUAGUUUUGAAAUCAUGAAGAUGGAAUAUGUCUUGAAAAUACUUCUGUACAUGUUGUGGCUUAGAUUUCCUUCACGCUGACUGUAAAUAUCUGGAGAUUAUCAAACAUUUACAAGAGACGACACCUAGAUCAAAAGUGUGUUCCAUUUGAGAAAAGAAGCAGCAAUAAGUAUCCUGAGAACUCCACCAUAAUUUUGUGACAUGACCUCAACAAAUCGUUUGAUACACCAAAGCAAACCACAGAUAUGAUUGUGUGUUUUUUUUUUAAAUUAAACAGAAUCUACUUGCUGUUGACCGAAAAGAUACGCUUUCAUUUGAUUUUAUGAUAGGAUGAGUGAGUCAAAAUUACAUUUAGUCAUGAAUGUAAUAAACUUGAACAUUAUGAAAUGA
This is a messenger RNA of Electrophorus electricus (electric eel), 2771 nucleotides long. RefSeq names its product MAGUK p55 scaffold protein 2b (gene mpp2b). Lineage: Eukaryota; Metazoa; Chordata; Actinopteri; Gymnotiformes; Gymnotidae. Gene Ontology annotation, molecular function: protein binding. The record is from RefSeq and is a predicted model, not a curated record.